This is a messenger RNA of Planococcus citri (citrus mealybug), 1074 nucleotides long. Its product is annotated as osteopetrosis-associated transmembrane protein 1. The record is from RefSeq and is a predicted model, not a curated record. The coding region runs from base 17 to 862 and encodes 281 amino acids. The transcript is spliced from 6 exons. Gene Ontology annotation, cellular component: cytosol. NCBI's taxonomy places the organism in Eukaryota, Metazoa, Arthropoda, Insecta, Hemiptera, Pseudococcidae.
UGUUAUAUUAUUAUUUAUGAUGUCGUUAUUUUCUGGAGUUUUCAAAUUGCGGAUAUGUUUUUAUUGGUAUUUGACGAGCGCAGUAUUCACAAACCAUAUCCAGAAUACAGAUUCUCAAAUUAUGAAUGAUACAUUACUCCGGUUGAAUAUUGGAGAGAAUUGUAUACAGCUGUUGGAGCACUUCGCUACUAUUACAGCAAAUUUUACAAGAUGUGUUAUUCGGCAUGCUCGGCCCAUAAUGAUCUGCCAAGAUUGUGUCAACGAAUUUUAUGAUGUCGUGAAAAGUCAUAAUGAUAUACUGAAGCUUCAAGAAGACUCGGGUGAAGCCUGUCAAAAAGAAUUACUCAAUGUGGACCGAUUGGAUUUAAUUGAAAAUAGUUUUCAGUUUGUGAAUGAACAAUGGAAAAAAGCAGCUUGUCAAAAAUGUUUCACAUUGGAUAGAAAUUCUUCCAAAAUAAAUGCUAACACGAUGGGUAUUUUUAAAAUCCACAACGAAACAGAGGCUUGUUUCAAUUCCAAUGAACAUAACUCAUCCACACUGUGCAAUGAUUGUAAAAGUAUUUAUUGUCACUUGAAUGAUUUCUACAGUGAGCAUGGGUCUCAUCGAGAAUUUUGUAUGGAUGUUAUAGACAUGAUGAACAACACGCGGUACGAAUGGAGUAAAAAAUAUAAUUGUUCCGCCAUUCGUGAAAAACAAGAUAUUAUAUUUCUCGCAUCUUCUGCGAUUGUUUGCAUGUUACCAAUAAUUUUUUAUUUUUUGAUAUGGCUGUUUUCUACUUUUAGUUUUCCAGAAAUUUCAACUCAAAACCGGUGGAAUGGGAGGUUCACUAGACUGAGCAGUAGUCCAGAAGAUUCGCGAUAAUCUCUGUCGCUUAAGUAUGUUUUUUGUCAGAAUUGAGUUUGACAUCUCCUGGGAUGAAAUUGUCUAAUUUCUUCGCAUUUUACCACAAAAUAGUUGGAAAGAAUUUUUAUUUGUGAAUUUUAUAUUUUUGUGUACCUACUGAAAUAAUUUUAUAUUGCUAGUCAUUAUAGCGAAAAUUAUAUAUUCCUUUUUUAAUAAAUUAUCUUGAUUUC